Molecule: messenger RNA, 1161 nt
Organism: Opisthocomus hoazin
Lineage: Eukaryota; Metazoa; Chordata; Aves; Opisthocomiformes; Opisthocomidae
Source: RefSeq, a predicted model, not a curated record
AUGGUGACGAACUUGGAAACUGGCAGGAGCACUCUAGGAGUAAAGAUGUUUUUUGGCCAUGAAAUAGUCAAUGUGGAAUUGCUGGAUGAACCAGAUUCAGGGAAGGGAGCAGCAAUGCUCUCUGAGUACGUUAAAAUGUUUCCUUCCACUCAUGAGACAAAGGAAGAAGAGAAUCUGGAGUACACAGUUGUUGAUCGUUUCCAGCAGACGUAUGGCCCAGCAGUGCUGCACCUAAAACAGCAAGGUGUUCUCAGUAUAGCAGGAGAAGGUGUUAAUUUGUGUCGUCAUGGAAAACUCUCAUGGCUUGAGAUAGCAACAAAGAGCCAUAUUUUUCUAUUUGAUAUCUUCCUUCUGGGACCUCAGGCUUUCAAAAAUGGAUUACAAAUGGUGCUGGAAGAUAAAAAGAUCUUAAAGGUCAUGCAUGACUGUCGCUGGAUCUCAGACUGCCUCUUUCACCAAUAUGGUGUCCUUCUCUUCAAUGUCUUUGAUACACAGGUUGCUGAUGCUCUGCAGUUUUCAAUGGCAACAGGUGGCUUCUUUCCAGACCGUGUCUGCACAUUACAAGAGUGUUUGAUGCAGCACUUGAAGAUACCUUCCAAAUGGGAUGCCAUCAUGAAGUACAGGCAGCAGAUGGCUUCAGAGAAUACUGACAUAUGGUUCUUGAGACCCUUUCCACCUCUGCUUAAAGCACUUGCUCUGAAGGCUGUGUACCUUCUGCUGCUCCACUCCUCUCUGAUGGAUAACUUGAUGUCUGACCUAACAGAUGUAGUACAUAAUUAUUUAAACACUUACUGGACUGGGUCUAGAGAUCACCUUGGGAACACAAAGCCCACUUGCAUGGAGCUUCCAGAGAAGCUUCGUCAGCUGGCAGACAUCCAGAAGCUGCGAAGGGAGAAAGCAAUGAAAAACUACAGAAUGAAUGAGGAUGGUCUUUUGAUUAGACCAGCCAUGGAAUUAAAAGAGAGAAAGGAUCCACAGAAGGAUGGAAACUACAGAGAUGAUGGGGAUUGCUUUCCCACAAAUAAAGUGGUAUCUCAGAUUACAUCCUUCUACAAUCAGGAUGUACUUUGUCAAGAAAAACUUGAAAAUCAAAAUCAAGUGAUAAAUCUGUGGAAGAACCUUAAACUGACCUCAAGCUGGCUGUACGAAUCUAAUUUCUGA